AUGGAUGGCUUAAUCCCAUUUCUCUUCCAUGCCAUGAAGAAACGAAGGACUCAACAUUCUUACCGAUCUCUCUCCGAGAACUCCACCCGCAGCUAUCACCUACUUCGUGGUGGAGAGUCGGUCGAGGGAUCGUCUCACCGGAGAACACGAUCAGAAUUUCUGCCACCGAGCGUUGAUUUCCUCGAGCAGCGAUCAUCGGGCUUGGAAUACUUUUCCCACACGAAAAGUUUCAGCAAAGUUUGCAAGUCCUCUCCUAAUGUUGUUAAUGGCUUGAGGCAAAUGGGUCCUAUUUCUACCACCAAUCUUAAGAAGUAA
This is a messenger RNA of Fraxinus pennsylvanica, 315 nucleotides long. The record is from the annotation of a GenBank genome assembly. NCBI's taxonomy places the organism in Eukaryota, Viridiplantae, Streptophyta, Magnoliopsida, Lamiales, Oleaceae.